This is a messenger RNA of Penaeus chinensis, 1666 nucleotides long. Its product is annotated as nicolin-1-like. Gene Ontology annotation, cellular component: nucleoplasm. The coding region runs from base 749 to 1420 and encodes 223 amino acids. NCBI's taxonomy places the organism in Eukaryota, Metazoa, Arthropoda, Malacostraca, Decapoda, Penaeidae. The transcript has 5 exons. The record is from RefSeq and is a predicted model, not a curated record.
UAUUAGAUAAUGAUACUGUUUAAUUUCUUAUAAAGAUUGUGGGAAUGUGAAUUUGUAUGGUUUAAUCACCGAAUAAAAAUUGGAUUAAACAUUAUUCACACGUCACAUGGAAGAAAAUAUCGGAUACUUUUAAAAAUAUUUAAUUAUUCACCUUUACAAGAUUAAGAAAUCAAAAGUAAGAAACGACAAUACACACUUUCUAUCCGCCUCUUCAUCAAACGCCAAACUGAUCGUUGUUAACAAAGGAAGCCAGUGAUUGCGGUUACAUAUUCUAUGAAAUCCUAACGUCAAGCACAUCAUUUAGUAAGUGCUACAUUAAUUAUAUCUUGUGGACUAACAUUUUCAUAAGCGAGCAAUCAUUAUAUGGAAUCAGGUUGGCCUAUACAGUCUGCCGCUGCCGAAAAAAUUCUCACGUACAUAUUUAAAUUACCACAACUAACAUGUCAGUAUUAUUUAUCAUAUAGAGGUCGCUUUUGAUAUGCCAUUUACACCAGGCCUGUUGACAUGCGAAAAAUACGGUUUUGUUGACAUAAAUGUCACAAAGGGUCAGCCGAAUAUAUUUUUGUUUGUGUCAUAAACCUUGAAUUUCUAACUACCUGCAAAACCGCUCUUUACAGCGCUGGCCAAAUCAACGUCUUUGAACGUGGAUGUUGAUGAAAACCCACACCAUGUAUUGCAUAUGCGAAGAUACAAAUACAUGUCAUGCUGCCUAGAGUUUUGUUAAUGGUUUCAUGGUAAAAGAGCUGAGAUGUCUCGAGAAACGGUCAGCUUCAACCAGUCCGGCCCGACGCCCGUGUGCGCUGACGAAGGAAGUCUGACAUCCCGCACGGGCUGUUACGUCAUCACCCUCACCUUCUCUCAGCCGACUCAGAUUGGUGAAAUAACGUUUCGGAAUUACUACACAUGGGGCGUUGGUGUGCACGUUCUGCGGGCGGCCACCUCUUCCCCGUCGAACAUGGGCGGCAUUGUAGGCGCCGGCCUUUUAGGAAACGAUGCAGGAUCUGAAGCCGCAUGGACGUGGAAGGACCCCUCGGCGUGGCAAGUGGGCGUGAAGAAUAAAGUGAUUAUGCCUCAUCCUCAUACUGAGACAGCCAGCCAUGACUUUGUGUCCGUAACUUGCCUCGAGAGCCGCGUGGACUGGCAGGAUGUGAUCGGUAUGAGACUGAUCCUCCGACAGCCUUCUCCUGUGUGGAGGACCUUCUUCAUCGAAGAGAUUACGGCCUAUAGGGAGCUGCCGCGUCUUCUCCCCUUCAGCGUCCCCAUCAUCAACCAGGAUGGGCAGGGAGAGAAGCCUCAACCCACGCCUCUCGACCGCCUGAUUCAACAAACUCGUCGGGCCAUGCGCGUUCCCGAUGAAGAUUCGUUGGAAGGUGGCUUGACCGGUGGUGGAUACGAGCUGGUUGCUCUCCAGUACACUUAAUGCCAGAUUGCGGCCGGAUGUCAGCUGGGUGAUCAGAAGGACAUUGAAAGGAAUUUUAAUUUUCUAACGAGCGAAAGAUAACAUUUCUCGUCGAAAAGGAUACACGGAACGUAAUAUUUAGCUGCAAUAAAAGGUUGAACUUUCAUGGUGAUUUGGAUUAGACCCUAAAGAGCAUGGUUCACGUGUUCGUCUCGUAAUUGUCAAAAUAAACAGAUAGUAUUUUGCGAGAAAACGACAUAUCGCCUU